This is a messenger RNA of Homalodisca vitripennis (glassy-winged sharpshooter), 1017 nucleotides long. RefSeq lists its product as uncharacterized. The coding region runs from base 120 to 974 and encodes 284 amino acids. The record is from RefSeq and is a predicted model, not a curated record. The transcript is spliced from 2 exons. NCBI's taxonomy places the organism in Eukaryota, Metazoa, Arthropoda, Insecta, Hemiptera, Cicadellidae.
CAUUACUAUUUCUGAGUAAUAUUUAUUUUAAUGUGAAAGCUUAAUAAGAAAAUAUGUUGCUAAGAAACUAAAUAACUAGAAAAUUCCCACCACAAACCGUUCUCCUAAAUUCAUCAGAUAUGAUCCCACUCUUGAUAUGCAUUCCAUUCCUGACUCAAACCACACCAGGUUACACCUGCUCCAUCCCCAGCCACCACCUGCUGACCGUACUCAGUAUAGUGUUUAUAGCUCUCAUGCUACCCAUAGUCACCAUCAAUACUGUGGAUGCCCCACAUGAAUUCACUAUUGGCUAUCUCCUGAUGAUGUUCCUGGUCAGUGGCAUGCUGCUCUUCGUCUCCUUGGGAUACUUUGGGAUGAGGAAACGCAUUGCACUAAUGUUAAGGAUGGCAUUUUGGAUAUGGUUCCUGACAUGGAUCGGUUUUCUCACCAUUUGCAUAUUUUCUGUCUGGAACUCCUCAACGUUAAAAUACUCAUCCAUCAAUGGUCGGUGCCCCUUGACUCUGUGGAUAUUUGACUGGUGUUUCACGGCAAAACACAUGUUUCCACGCCCACGGGUAGAGAACACCUCAAUAUCUCUGGUAGAAGACAAAGAGAUGUUCCUCAAUGACUUGACCACAGAGCAACAGACCGUCAACAUUAAUUUGCCAAAUUUUGAUGAAAUAACAAUCAACAUUGAUCACUUUAAAAGUAUUGAAGGGAAUGUGAAUGUAACCAGAGAAAAACGAAGCAUAACAGAGGUGGGGGUGCCUGCCAACAACAGAUACGGGCCAGAGUAUAGAGCAGCAGUGGAACGCUAUCUUGGCAUCUUCUUUAUGAUGUUGUCCACCAUGGCACUCUUCACUCUUUAUGGGAUCACUAUCCAGGAUCUACUUGUUCUUCUGACAUGGCCUCCCGUCUUCUUCAUUGUCAGACCACAAGAUCUAGAACAGCCAAGUGCAGAAAAUGGAACUAACACUCAAAGUCGUACAAAUUGAUAAUGUUCUGUUCACUGAAUAAAGAUUGUUUUGUUUAGCACAA